AUGGAAUUGCCGAGCUUUCACAUUCAGCCUGACUUUGAGAACUGUAUCAAUGAUGUAAAAAAUGGUAGAUUGAGUGAGGAGAAAUUCUAUAUUAAUAUUGAAACUAAUUCCAGCACUAUUAAGGACUAUAAUGUUGGUAUUUCGAGAAGGAACGAUGUGAUUAUAUAUGAUGCAGGGCUUGACAAUACAUUCUCUAAUCCAAAUAACGGAAUAUACGAGGGAACUUUUGAAAAAGGCAAAUAUAAAUGUCAGUUCAAACUGCCUGUAACGAAUUAUACAUCUCUGUUAUCGCCCAUGGAUAAUCCUGAUAAUAACAUCUUCAGCUCCUUUGAUAUUACGACAUUGCCAGAAAAAAGGCUUGCUAUUGGUGAGAGUACAGGAGAAAUUAAAGUGUUCAAAGAUUUUGAAUUGACACAUAGAUUAAACGGCCACAAGGAUUACAUUACAUCGCUGAGGUUCUUCCCUAGUGGUGAGGUGUUGCUGAGCUCCUCAAUUGAUAUGCGUCUAAAAAUAUGGUCUGCUGUGGACGGUUCUAACCCUAGAACAUUGCUAGGGCAUAUAGCCGCUGUGACGGACACAGCUAUUAUUGAAAGAGGCCGCAAUAUUCUUUCCUGUUCGCGAGACGGUACAGUAAAGCUUUGGGAUUGUGGUAGUGGCAAUGUAAUAAGGACAUUUAGAAGGACGGAAAUGCCUACAGACCCCAUAAACGUAAUAAAUUUGAAUGUACCAACGACAACAAAUGAAGUUAACCAAGAUAGCGGUGAUUUUAGCACCAGUGGCAAGACUGUUUUAGCCGCUCACUCGUCAGGAAUCAUAAGUCAUCAUGAUAUCUCUUCUAAAGCGCAAAUUGGACAGUGUCCUAAUCAAUUUAAUUCAUCAUGCACUUCGAUUUCGUUGAGAUUAGACAAGUUUAAGGAAAACUCGUCGAAGUACGUUUAUGCAGGGUAUGAAAAUGGUUGCAUUGCCCAAUGGGAUAUGAGAAAUCCUAAUAAGGCGGUCAGCCACGUAUAUAUAAAUAAGAACACUCCUGUAAAAUGUCUCCUAUGUUGCGAUAAUUCGCUUUACCUGUCAUCAGAUAACGAAAGUGCUUGUCAGCUGUCAUUGGACGAGAAUGGCCACUUGAGCAAUAUUGUGUCAUUAGUUACACACGAUGCAAAGAUUUUACAGUUCAAAGCCAAUGUAGACACUGAUUCAGUAUGGGCAGUAGGUACGACGUCUUACCUAGGUAAAUAUAAAGUUUGA
This is a messenger RNA of Eremothecium sinecaudum, 1242 nucleotides long. RefSeq names its product Rpn14p (gene RPN14). The coding region runs from base 1 to 1242 and encodes 413 amino acids. The record is from RefSeq and is a predicted model, not a curated record. The transcript has a single exon. Gene Ontology annotation, molecular function: protein binding. Lineage: Eukaryota; Fungi; Ascomycota; Saccharomycetes; Saccharomycetales; Saccharomycetaceae.